This is a messenger RNA of Capsicum annuum, 2453 nucleotides long. RefSeq names its product probable LRR receptor-like serine/threonine-protein kinase At3g47570. Lineage: Eukaryota; Viridiplantae; Streptophyta; Magnoliopsida; Solanales; Solanaceae. Bases 94 to 945 code for a protein of 283 amino acids. Gene Ontology annotation, biological process: protein phosphorylation. Gene Ontology annotation, molecular function: protein binding; ATP binding; protein kinase activity. The record is from RefSeq and is a predicted model, not a curated record. The transcript is spliced from 2 exons.
AGUAUUGAUCGAUAUGACCAAAAGGGAGACCGCAUUUCUAUUUAAAGUCUCAAAACCACAUCUUAUAGAGUAUACCUACUAAUUUUUGCAAUAAUGGAGAAAGCCUUCACAUUUUUUCUCUUUACACUCUUCUUGCUUAUGGCUAGUUCAGUCAUGACCCAAACCAACAUUACUACAGAUCAAUUAGCUCUUCUGUCUUUAAAAUCCCAAAUCAUUUCCGACCUCUUUCACUUCUUGGAUGAAAGUUGGUCUCCCGCUACGUCUGUUUGUCAUUGGGUUGGAGUCACUUGUGGCUCUCGUCACCAACGAGUGAAGUCCUUGAAUCUUUCUAACAUGGCUCUUACUGGCUGGAUUCCCCGUGAAUUUGCAAACCUCUCAUUUCUUGUUUCUCUUGACAUGGGAAGCAACAAUUUCCAUGGAAAUUUGCCUCGAGAAAUGGCACGCUUGCGCUGGCUUAAGUUUCUUGAUUUAAGUGUCAACAACUUCAGCGGGAAGGUUCUCUCUUGGUUUGGAUUCUUACACCUUCGCCAUAGGAAUCUCGUUAAAGUCAUUACUAGUUGUUCCAAACUUGAUUUUAAGGCUUUAGUGCUUGAGUAUAUUCCAAAUGGAAGUCUUGAUAAGUAUUUGUAUUCACACAACUAUUUCCUCGACAUCAGGCAGAGGCUAAGCAUAAUGCUAGAUGUGGCAUGUGCGUUGGAAUAUCUUCACCAUGGGUGGUCAUCGCCUGUGAUCCGCUGUGAUGUGAAGCCUAGUAAUGUCUUGUUGGACGAGGAUAUGGUUUCCCACCUUAGCGACUUUGGUAUUUCAAAACUGCUUGGUGAAGAUGAGAGUGAUUUUUACACUAAAACCUUAGCAACAUUGGGGUAUAUUGCUCCAGAAUAUGGACUGGAUGGACUAGUGUCUACAAAUUGUGAUGUCUACAGUUAUGGGGUCUUGUUGCUGUAAACGUUUACUAGGAGAAAGCCUAAUGAGUUUGAGGGAGAUCUUAGCUUGAAGCAAUGGGUGAGUUAUUGGAACAAACUAUCUUGUAUUGAAGGAUAGAGAACAACUUACAAUUACUGAAAGUUGUAGACAAUCUAAAAAGGAAAAAAAAAACAAGAAUGGAGGGAGAUUCCAGACUAUAACAAGCUAAGAAAUUAAAAGACAACUUCAUAACAUGCCCCUCUUUGGUAGCAUCCCUUUUGAUUAUAUAGAUAAGUUAUGUUGUGGAGCUCCUGGCAGCACUGCCUGGUGCUACUGGUACUGUCACAGCUGGCCCUUGCUUGGCAUUUGGGACCACAUAUUGGUCCAAGUAUUUAGGGGGCUGUUUGUCCCUGUUGCUGCGGCGUAGUGUUGCCCUGUGGUCUUGCAGAUUUGUUACAUUGCCGCCUUCAGGAAGACGAACCUUGUCCUCAAGGUUCAAGUCAGGAAACCUUUGAUGAAGAGAGUGAGAAUCAUCCCAAGUUGCCUCCUCAAGAGGUAACCCCUGCCACUUGAUAAAAAAUUGCAGCACCUGAUGUGUGCCUCUAGUAAUGGUGCGGCUGUCUAAAAUUGAUUCCGGGGAGAGCAUGAGUGAAGAAGAAUGAUCAAGGAGAUCAAUAGGAGUGACUUGUUGGUCCGGAGUACCCAAACGGAGGCAUGAAAUACAGGGUGAAUUUUCGAUGAAGGUGGGAGGUCCAACCUAUCAGCGACCUCACCAACUCGUUGAAGCACCGGAAAUGACCCAAAGAAUCGCCGACUGAGUUUGGUAUGACGUUGGAGGCGGAGAGAAAGUUGUCUGUAGGGACGCAAGCGAACAAAGACCCAAUCGCCAACCUGAAACACCUCAUCCUUGCGGCCUUUGUCAGCAUAUCUCUUCAUACGAGCUUGAGCAAACUGCAAAUUAGACUUCAGUAGUGCCAAAGUAUCAUCAUGUCGCCUAAGUGAAUCAGCCACAGCUGGUGGAGUGUUGCCAUCCAUAAUGUAUCGAGCAAUUUUCUAGGGAGGAUGACCAUACACCACCUCAAAGGGAGUUAGCUUAGAGCUGUGUUGGUAAGAGGUGUUAUACCAAAACUAGGAGAAAGCUUAAUGAGUUUGAGGGUGACCUUAGCUUGAAGAAAUGGGUGAGUUAUUCACUCCCGGAGGCAGUAAUGGACGUCGUAGAUUUCAACUUGGUAACACCAAGGGGUAAUUGCUUACAGAAGGAGCUAGAUGUUGUGGCUUCAAUCAAGAAAGUUGCAUUAGAUUGUUGUGCUGAAUCUCCGGCAAGAAGGACAAACAUAAAAGAUGUUGUAGGGAUGCUGCAGAAGAUCAAGAGUCAACUCCUUGCAUGUUGAGCAUGUUUUUGGAAUCUGUUGUUCCAAUCAAUUUUAACCGAACACGUAAUCACACUAUGUUUUCUUUUUUAAUAACUGUGGUUUCUGAUCUAGUUUUUCCGCAACUCAACUAAUUCCAAAGUAUCUAUAGAAAAUAAUUCACUGGUAAAAACUUGACUA